Messenger RNA from Cololabis saira (Pacific saury), 1041 nucleotides. RefSeq names its product inhibin subunit alpha (gene inha). Gene Ontology annotation, cellular component: extracellular region. Gene Ontology annotation, molecular function: cytokine activity; growth factor activity. The record is from RefSeq and is a predicted model, not a curated record. Gene Ontology annotation, biological process: SMAD protein signal transduction. Lineage: Eukaryota; Metazoa; Chordata; Actinopteri; Beloniformes; Belonidae. The transcript is spliced from 2 exons. The coding region runs from base 1 to 1041 and encodes 346 amino acids.
AUGCUGUCCUGUGCUGUCUUUAUACUGGGCCCGCUCUGGGUCAGUUUGAUUCAGACCUGCAGGGGAGAAGAGCUGUCCAGAGAGGUUGUGUUGUCAUGGUUUAGAGAGCGGGUUCUGGAGGAGCUGGGUGUGAAGGGACCCCCUCUCGCCAUGGUGCAGGGCCCUGAUAGAAAUGUGGCACAGUUGAGGAUGAGGCACUUGCACACGAGGGUCCUCAGGACAAGAAGAAGCAUGUGGGUCAAUCGUCAAACUAGUCCAGACAUCGAAAAGACUCAAAUGAUUCUGUUCCCAAGUUCAGACUCAUCCUGUGCCGCAAAUGACUCGGCAGGAGAAACCACCAUGACUCACCUCUCAUUUUACUUCCAGCCUUCAAUCAACUUCCAAAACACUGUCGCCACAUCUGCCCACUUCUGGUUGUACGUAGGUGAAGGAGCAGCACACAACUCCUCCGGCCCGCUGUUCAUGGUCUCCACCAAUCAGCAGCUGCUUCCGGCAGCAGCGGCUCCAUCCAUGAGCUCUGACGGAUGGGGCACCUACAGUGUGGACCAAAGUGUUCUGGUCUCUCUGGCCGAGGGCCCUUUCCUCCUGCAGGUCCACUGCACAUCCUGCCAGAGCCACAACAGCCAGCCAGACAAGACCCCCUUCCUCAGUAUCCACGUCCGACCUCGAGGGCCUGUCCGGUCACCCCGCCACGCACCACUCACCAUCCCCUGGUCUCCUUCUGCCAUCUACCUCCUACAGCGGCCGUCGCAGGAGAUGCUUGAGCACGGCGACUGCCACCGGGCAGGAGUUGAAAUCAGCUUUGAGGAGCUGGGCUGGGACAACUGGAUCGUGGACCCGAAGGUGCUGACCUUCUACUACUGUCACGGUAACUGCUCGGCCGGGGAUCGGACCAUGGCGAGGUUGGGGAUGGCUCAGUGCUGCGCUCCUGUCCCGGGGACCAUGAAGUCCCUGAAGAUCACCACGACCUCUGACGGCGGCUACUCCUUCAAUAUAGAGACCUUGCCCAACAUUAUACCCGAGGUGUGCGCCUGUAUUUGA